Molecule: messenger RNA, 705 nt
Organism: Hydra vulgaris (swiftwater hydra)
Lineage: Eukaryota; Metazoa; Cnidaria; Hydrozoa; Anthoathecata; Hydridae
Cellular component (GO): nucleus
Molecular function (GO): DNA binding
Source: RefSeq, a predicted model, not a curated record
AUGGUUAGAAAUUACAAAAGGAAGACAAAAAGUAGAGCAGAAGGUUUACAACGGGCUUUAGAUUUAGUAAAAAAUGGUAUGUUUUUGCGUAAAGCUGAAAACAGUUUUGGAGUUUCAAGGAUGACAUUGAGAAGACAUUUGCAGGGCAAAGUAAGACAAGUUGGGAGCAAUAAAUUAGGAAAUCAUGUGAAUACUUUUUCUAUUGAAAUUGAACAAGAUCUUGUUAAACACAUCCAAAUGAUGGAAAGAGCAUUAUUUGGAUUAACUACGACGGAUAUCCGGCGGCUAGCGUUUGAUAUGGCCGAGCGACUUCACUUGAAGCAUUCAUUUAAUACUUCCUCCAGGCAAGCUGGCAAGGACUGGCUUAGUGGUUUUUUGAAACGUCAUCCAGAAUUAACAAUUAGAGUUCCAGAGGCAACUAGUAUGAAUCGAGCAGUUGGAUUUAAUCGACCAAAAGUAGACCAGUUCUUUACCGUUUACGAAGAUAUACUUACAAAGAAUGCGUACGGACCUCAGUCAAUAUGGAAUAUGGAUGAAACUGGCAUCACAAAUGUCCAAAAGCCAGGAAAAGUGCUUGCCACAAAAAGUGUUAGACAAGUCGGUAAAAUAACUUGUGCGGAAAGAGGCACAACUGUUACAGUUAUAUGUGCAAUGAAUGCGAGUGGAUCGUACAUUCCUCCGAUGCUAAUUUUUCCUCGAAAAUGA